UCCCCACUCACCUCCUGCUCACCUGCCGCCAGUCAGGACCCGGAGCGGUUGGAGUUUUGACAGAGGAACCAGCUUCUAGCUAGCGAAGGCGGGGUUAAAGAAAAAACAAGGAAUUUCCUGGUGAGCUACGACAACACAGGAAGGAUGAAUGUGGGCGUAGCUCACAGCGAGGUGAACCCCAACACCCGGGUGAUGAACAGCAGAGGGAUAUGGCUCACCUACCUGCUGCUGACCGUCGUGUUGCACAUCGUCCUGCUCAGCAUUCCUUUCUUCACGGUGCCGCUCGUAUGGACCCUCACCAAUGUCAUCCACAACCUGGUGAUGUACUUGUUUCUACACACAGUGAAGGGCACUCCCUUUGAAACACCAGACCAAGGCAAAGCUCGUCUGCUGACACACUGGGAACAGAUGGACUACGGUGUCCAGUUCACAUCUUCACGCAAAUUCCUCACCAUCUCACCAAUUGUACUGUAUAUUCUUGCUAGUUUCUACACAAAAUAUGAUCCCACACAUUUCCUCGUCAACACAAGCUCCCUCCUCAGCGUCCUCCUCCCAAAGCUGCCUCAGUUUCAUGGAGUUCGGAUAUUUGGGAUUAACAAAUACUGACAGAACUGACUGAGCACUGGAUUGUAAACACCAACACUGGACUUGUAGUUCUCUGUUUCUGCUGUUUAAAGGUUGAGGAAAAGAAAACCAUUUUAAUUUGUCUACAAGCUGCAGGAGGAUUGAGUGAAAGUUGCUUUCGUGCUCCUUCUUGCAGCCUGAAAAAGUAAAUGCACGGCUGCUGUUUUAUCAGAGUAAAUUCAUUCUCUACUGACAUUCCUGAUGUAAAAGCCGGACAGUUUGCUCUUUCUGCAAAGACGAGAGCAAAGUCUGAACUGCACUGCUUUGAAAUGUGAUGUUUAUUCAUCUUUUAUGUCUCAGAUGUUUCUGUUACAAACUGCACUGGCUGCAAGUCUGUAAAGUGUCUGGCUGUUGCCAUAAAUCUGGCAGUGUGGUUCAAGUCCUGAAGGACACUUACAAUUUCUUUGAUGCUUCUUUCUUGAUUUACUGUGAAGGAUUUAGAUGCAACAUGCAUUUACACACCUACAAUAAACAUUUUGCCAUGAUACACGUAA
Molecule: messenger RNA, 1118 nt
Organism: Amphiprion ocellaris (clown anemonefish)
Lineage: Eukaryota; Metazoa; Chordata; Actinopteri; Pomacentridae
Gene: ormdl2
Product: ORMDL sphingolipid biosynthesis regulator 2
Exons: 4
Coding region: 145-606 (153 amino acids)
Biological process (GO): negative regulation of ceramide biosynthetic process; ceramide metabolic process; intracellular sphingolipid homeostasis
Cellular component (GO): endoplasmic reticulum membrane
Source: RefSeq, a predicted model, not a curated record